Thyridium curvatum is the source of this 1575-nucleotide messenger RNA. RefSeq lists its product as uncharacterized. The record is from RefSeq and is a predicted model, not a curated record. Lineage: Eukaryota; Fungi; Ascomycota; Sordariomycetes; Thyridiales; Thyridiaceae. The transcript has a single exon. Bases 1 to 1575 code for a protein of 524 amino acids.
AUGGACUCCGCACGGGCCCCGAAGUUAGCGACCUUCCCGGUCGAACUCACGGCGUGGAUCCUGGGAUACUUGCUCCCAGAGGGCUCCGUGGUCGAUGACUGGGAUGCAGAAGAAUACGCCAUCAAUCCAGCCUUUAUCAGCUCGAGAAGGAACCUCAGCAACCUCUGCCUGACUUGCCGUCCCCUGUACGACCUCGCCACACCUUACCUUUAUCAAGCGGUAGUCGUCAAGAAUCAAAAGGAGCUGUUUUGCCUCUUCCGCACCCUGUAUGAAGCACCGAAGCUCCGCGACCUGAUCACCUGCUUCGCUUGGUGCGGGAUGCUCCACGAGGUGACACCCGACGAGCAUCGCAAGGUGCGCUCAGCCUACUAUUCGGCCCCAGGCCCAUCGAGCCAGGCAGACCACCACUUCAGACCGCGGCUGCCUCUCACAGCAUGUUCCGCAUUCGAGGGAAUACUUGCAUUCAUGCCCAAGGUCAAGAGGCUCUACACGCGGAUCUCACCCACUCCUAUGAACGAGGCCGGUAGGGAAACCCAACUGUUCCCCUCUGAAUGGAUGGCCUUUCAAAGGGUGCUUAGUGCGCUCCCGAGCGAUGGAGAGGAAGAAAUGGUUCGGAUCGAGAUGCUGUGCCGAAGACUCGCACUACCAGACACUCUUUCAUUCCCGCUGGCUCUCCGGGAGCUCGAGACCAUCACGAUUCACUUUCCUCUGUAUAGCCCAGCAGCGCGGAAUCGUAGGAUCAUUCCCGGCCGAGUGCUGCAGUUCUGCCCGAGCCUGAAAACAGUACAGAUCAAGGGCGAGGGACUCAGGAGUUCUAGGUGCCUCGAGACCGGCUGGCCUUUGGUCGCUACGAGUGAGGCAAGCGAAUUGGCGGUUUACGGUGCCUGUGCACCUCAGCAAUUUAUCACCCUGGGCUGCACCGUGUUUCCCGCCCUGACGCGACUGUCCAUCCACAUCGGUCGUCCUAGGGAUGAAAUCCGGGCCGAUCGAGUUGAUGCAAUGUAUAACUGCUUGCAUUUCUUCCGGCGCUCACUCGAUACCCUCUGCAUCACGACGUAUCCCAGGAAAAUUAUGUUCACGCGCGUAUCGAGAUCCUUCUUAAAGGACGUGCUGCCUAAGAUGCAAGCUCUGAAAAGUCUGACCACCAACAUCCGCUUCCUGGUGGACGAGCAGACCAAAGAGCUCAACAUCCCGUCCCUCAUGCCCCCAACCCUUGAGGCACUUCACCUCGUCGACGACUGGAGCUCGACUAUGAGACGUCGCAUGCCCAGCUUCCCGCGGGCUCGCGCACCUCCCGAUCCUCAGACUUGCUUGUCGUAUUCCGAGCGCGUUGAUCUGCUCCUUGGGGCUUUCCACCGGGACCACCGCAAUUACUUGCCGAGCUUGAAGGAGUUCCAGUUCACCUCGAGCCCCAUUGAGCUCGAAGUUGGCACCUGGGAGGCCACGUGGGACGAUGUGGAGCCUUUGAAAGCCCGAUUUCGAAUGCUCUUUGCGGCAGACAAGGUGGAUUUCAAAUUUCGCAGUGUGGAUGAUUGGCACAGAGAGAUUGAUAGUUCAUUUGGGAAUAUUCGUUGA